Meriones unguiculatus (Mongolian gerbil) is the source of this 2893-nucleotide messenger RNA. RefSeq names its product uridine phosphorylase 2 (gene Upp2). The transcript is spliced from 7 exons. The coding region runs from base 192 to 1088 and encodes 298 amino acids. Gene Ontology annotation, molecular function: uridine phosphorylase activity. Gene Ontology annotation, cellular component: cytosol; cytoplasm. Lineage: Eukaryota; Metazoa; Chordata; Mammalia; Rodentia; Muridae. The record is from RefSeq and is a predicted model, not a curated record. Gene Ontology annotation, biological process: uridine catabolic process; nucleotide catabolic process.
UUGAAAUUGUCACAGGAGUUCAAAAUACUCAGGGAAGAUUUUAGAAGAAAAUUUAAAAAAAAAAAAAAAAAACCCCUAAGUUUGAAGGGAUGGUGCAAUCCUGACUUGAAGCUGUGUCAUUAGGAUUAGAUCUGUAAUUUAACAGCAGGACCUAAUUUUGCUUUUUCCCCGAUAUCAGCACAGUGCAAAGUAUGGCUUCCAUUUUACCUGCUUCUAAUAGAUCCAUGGGACGUGACAAGAAUGCAUAUGAGGGACAAAGGUCUGUAUAUGUUAAGAAUCCUCACCUGGAUGCUAUGGAUGAAGACAUUCUCUAUCACUUGGAUUUAGGAACCAAAACACACAACCUACCAGCAAUGUUUGGGGAUGUAAAGUUUGUCUGCGUGGGUGGGAGCCCCAACAGAAUGAAGGCGUUUGCACUGUUUAUGCACAAGGAACUCGGGCUGGAGGGAGAUGGAGAAGACAUUGAAGACAUCUGUGCGGGAACAGACCGAUAUUGCAUGUUCAAAACAGGCCCUGUACUCUCCAUCAGUCACGGGAUGGGCAUCCCCUCCAUUUCCAUUAUGCUCCACGAACUCAUCAAACUACUCCACCACGCACGCUGCUGUGACGUUACCAUCAUCAGGAUUGGAACAUCAGGGGGCAUUGGCAUUGCCCCAGGGUCUGUGGUAAUAACAGACACAGCUGUAGACUCCUUCUUCAAGCCUCGGUUUGAGCAGGUCAUCUUGGACAACGUGGUCACCCGAAGCACUGAACUUGACAAGGAACUGGCUAACGAUUUGUUCAACUGUAGCAGAGAAAUCCCCAAUUUUCCAACCCUUAUCGGACACACGAUGUGUACCUAUGAUUUUUAUGAAGGCCAAGGUCGCCUCGAUGGAGCGUUGUGUUCCUUUUCAAGAGAAAAAAAGCUAGACUACUUGAAGAGAGCGUACAAAGCUGGAGUCAGGAACAUCGAAAUGGAAUCGACGGUGUUCGCAGCCAUGUGUGGACUCUGUGGUCUGAAAGGAGCACCAGAAUCCUCCAUAAGGAAAAAAGAAAAUACAAAUCAAAGUGGAAGAUAUGAAGUAAAAAACCCCAUGGAAUUCAAAUGAGAAGAAACAGAAUGGACUAAUACUUGUGAUCUGACUUCAGGCUUGUUUUGUGUAUAUAUGCACACAUCUGUGGAUGUACACGCAUGCCCGUGAAUGUAUAUUCAAACAAUGCUCAUAGAAAAGGCCUAGAAUAGGUCAAUCCAGUAGCAAUAUGGAACCAAAGGAUCCAAACUGAGGUAGUGACAUACAGUUUCCCACCAGUGGGAACCUGAGCUUCUUAGAGAAAAUUCUGAAGAGAAAGUGUAAAGGAGCCUGGCCCAUUCUGUUAUGCCUGAUGACAAAUGUGACAGACUUGGAGAGAUGGAGAUGAAAUAUCUUCUGAUUCACAUAACUCUUCUACAAUGGAGGUCAGCCAUUGCCACACAUCAUGGAUAAGGGAUCCUUUUGCAUCUGGGAGGGUGCUAUGACUGCUUUGAGGAGCGUGGAGACAGACAUGAGGCCAGUUCCAGCACUUCACAGGAUUCUGAACUUUCACAUGCUUGCUUCUGUUUCUUCUCAGAACCCAGCUCUUAUGGAGAGCACAUGAAUCCGGUCCAGCGUCUGGCUUGGAUGAGCUCCUAGCCAACAGAUGGCAUCUUCUGCCAGCGAUGCUAGUGAGUCUUCCUGACCAUCUAGCCAAGCUGAGCUUUGAGAUGACUAUAGCUUCAACUAGCAACUGACUGCGCUGCAUCAGGCAGGAAGAAAAUGACUCCCAAGAUCCCGUCUCCUAAACCCAGAAUCUGACUAAGUAAUAAGCAAAUGACAUCAAGAUUACCAGUCAUCUGACCUUAAAGGAGAUCAUCCUCUCUAGCGUGAGUCAUUGUUAGAGCCUUUACUAAUGGAAGAGAAAGAGGCAGAAGGAGAGUGUAAAAUGAUGGAAUGUGGACAAAACUACAUCUGUCACCUCUGGUUUGAGACAAAUGAGCCAAAGAUGACGAACAGGCUCUAGAAGCUCAAAAAGACAGAUUCUGCUCUGAGCUUGCUCUCGAGCAUUGCCCUGUUCUCAGCUUGAUGUUAGAUUACAGAUCCAAUUCUGAUGUCAGAUAUCCAAAUUAUGACUACGAUGUAUUGCGUGAAUCUUUAUGGUAAUUUGCAUUACUAAUUUUAUGGUAAUUUGCUGAAGAGUGAUAAGGAAUUGAUGCAGACUUUGGAGUCUGUAACAAAUCAAACCACAGGGUGAUGAACGAUAAAAACCAACUAGUUUUGAGCACGGGAUUUUGGACAGAGCAGUAGAAACUGGAACAGCAUGGAGUUUUGAAUCUAUGAGAUGGUUUAAUCAGAACUACUGAGCCACUGGGCAAGAAGGGGAAAAUUGGAACAUGAAAAAGAAUGACUCUUUGAUUGGAUUCUGAGACCAAACAUAUUAAAAUCCAUGACCAUGAAGCUAUAAAACAACCAAUCAUCUUUGGAGGCUGUCAGAAAACCAACUCAUUAUAUUUUUUUAAAAAAAUUGUUAAGGAGCAAACAAACAGUUUGGAUUCUUCUCUUAUACCACCAAAUACAAGGAGAAGAAGAAACUUUUCUUUGUCUAAGGUUCUUAGCAAUGAAGGAAGAAGACUUAGUUAUAUUGGAGGAUAUGUCCCAGCAUGCCUUCGGUUGUUGUGACCGAAACCAAUUUGGGACAGAGAGGGUUUGUUUCAUCUUACAGGUCACAGUCCGUCAUCUAGGAGCUCAAGGUUUCUGUCUGAAGCAGAAACCACGGAGGAAUGCUGCUUAUUGGCUUGCUCCCCCUAGCCUUCUCGGUGACUUUUCUCUCACAUUAUCCACGGUGGGCGGGGAUCAACUAUCAGUCAAUAAAAUGCCCCAUAGACAUUCCUCCAGGACAA